CGGGAUUGUAGUUGCGCGGAGGCAGAGCAAGUAGUUUAAAAAUUCACUGAGUAUGCAUGAUUUGUCACUCGAUGGACGAUCGGUUCAAUCGAAAUGGUGUUAUACGAAGAAGUACGCGAUUAGUUAAUACCUGUGUUCAAACAUAUCUGUCAUUACGUUUCCGAUUCAAUUGACGAAUUCUUGACGAAAUAAUAUUGAUAAACACAUUCAUGAAUGUAAUUGUGGCCUUGUUAACAUCAGUUGCUUGUAUUGACUGUCGAAUAUAUUUUAUGAUUGUUCAUUAAGCGAUAUGGAAAGAAAAUCGAAGCGCGAUAAUUACACGGAAAGUCGGAAAGUUUAUAGUGAAAUACAUAAAAUGUUUCGAAAAGCGAGUUAAAUACGCGCCGUGAACAAGGAAACUCAAGAAGAAUAAAAAUAUUUUGAUUAUCGCGAUUGCGUUCAUCAUUCGUUUGGUAAACCGCAAUAUUUCGCGAGGAGGAGAACAAAUUGCGGAAGCUAGUUCACGAUGUGUUCUUUCGAAAUCACACGAAGCAACUGCAAACAGGUUUAGUUGUUAUUAAUUCUGUCAAUCUUUUCUCAAUCGAGAUACAACUAAAGAUACAACUACGUUACGUUCGCAUUCGUUCUUGACACGUAUAAAGAAUAUUAACGUCGUACAUUAAACCGUAGUGAUGCUAAAUAUAAUUAAAUUUGAUAAAAAAAUUUCCGUUGUUCACGCAUAUUUGAUAACAGGAAGUGUUUCUCUCAUUUUUUUAAAUAAUCGAAACAAUGACGAUUUUUUGCAGAAAAUUCUGCUUCGGAUGUAAAAAAAUGUGAAAGAUCAUCCAUGCUUAAAUACGCGAUUCGUGAUAAUCAUUUUAUAUAAAACUAUUUUAAAAUAUUAAAAUGACAAUUUUUUCGCAAUCGAUGAACUAGUGAAAAUUAUUAAUUGACACGUUAAUUAAUACUAUAAAAGAUUAAAGGAAAAUAUGAGUAUUGUACCCAUUGCCAACAGGAGUUUCCUUCAUGGAAACGGAAAAUCAUCUUCAAUUUCGGAAAAAAUGAUUUACGCGACUCUCGAUAGCCUGGCUCUAAAAAGAGCGACGUUACCACUGCAAUUAUUACCCGUCGGCGAAGAAAAUGUUACGAUUGAGGGAUUGAACGAGUUAAAAGAAAAAGAAAAAAUCAAUGCCAAAAUUACUGUCAAGCGACCUAGCUUCCAGAGAGACGAUACGAGUAACAGUGAAAUCGAUACCGCUCUGAUAAGAGAAACGGCAAGAGAAAUUGAUAUCGACCUUUUCGAGAGCAACAUUUCUAAAGAAAGUUAUUCGUCAAACAACGUUGAACGUAAUUCCAAUCAUUCCUUGAAUUCUAGAAACGAAAGGAACGAAUCUCUAUCGGACGAUUACGAGAAAAUAGAAUCGGUAUUUUUCACGGAUACAUGUCGGAACGAAAAUGGCGACGCUCUCGAGAACAAAAAAGAUACCACCGUAUACGCAAAAAAUUUAUCCGUUAAGUCGAAAUCUACCAACGACUUAGCGAUCAAGAAUUGUUCGUCGAACGUUGCAAGAUCAUCAAAAUCAUUAAUGGAAUCGUUUUUUGAUGGAAAAUUAGAAAAAAGAUCGCUCAGCAAUGAAUUUUCGAAUUACGAUAGAAAGAAGAAAUAUUUUGCGAAAAACGUGUUGCAUCUCGUACCAGAAUAUAUCGUAAAGAGGCCAAAGAAAAGACAGAAGGGGAAAAGUAAACUGGACAGAGGAUCGUUCGCUUCUUUGAGAAAUUUAUCUACAGACUCGAAGAUUGGGAUGAAUUCUAACUGUAAAUACAGAUCGCGAAGCCUUUCUCGAGAGGAAUUGAAAUAUUUAAAGAUAUCUCCGCCGACAAAUUUUGUUCACGUCGCAUCCGCCACUAAUCCAAAUUUGGUUUCGAACGAAAACACGAUCAGGUAUAGUUUGGAACAAGUCGUAAUUACACACGAACAAAAGUGUGCCACGUUACCUCUCCUCGUUGCAACUACCUGCGAGAAUUCAGUGUCUGAAAAUCGAAUGGAACACGCGUCGAUUGUUGCUAAAACAAAAGAAGAAUCUACUCUACAAAAAUACGAUGCAUUUGACGUUGCAAAUCUUAAACGCCAAUUGUUAGCCGAGUUGCGAGCGCGCGGAAUAAAAACAUUGGAAUCGAGCCAACAGGUGAAAACAAAUGAAUAUCGUGAAAAUGUACGCGAGGAGAAAACAAUGUACGACGACGAGUCGUCUACUGCCUUACCUGCUAAUUCCAGUUUUCUAUGGAGCAACCGCGCUAAAAAUCUCCUUUUCGAGAACAUGCGAUCGACUCUGAACGAAAAUGUCGACAAAAUCGAAAAUGGCGGCCAAGUAUACGACGAUGUAGGACCACUGAAUCUUAUUAAUCAGGAGGAUGAUUAUGACGACGUGGGAAUAUCGCAAAUAGAUGAAAAUCGUAUCGAUGAACUUUCGACUACUUUCCAAGAUUCCGACGAUAUCUAUGACGAUGUUAUGAGUCCGAGCAAUAAAACAUUCGCGAAUAACGAGAGUGAAAGUCGUGAUGAUGAAACGAAAGAAAAAAACGAGCAAUUUAUUAUCAACGAAUAUUCUAGCGUGAACGAAGAUACCGACGGGUCGGGAAACGAUAAAGAUGUGUACGAUGACGUUGGUUUACCGAGCGAGGAGCGAGUCAACAGUCUUUACACCGGUUCUACGAUGGAUUCUAUGUUGAGAGCGAGUUGGCAAAAUGUUUACGGUAAAGAAUCAGAGUGGGAAGAUUUGGAAGAUUCAACAACUAUUGGUUUACCUUAUCUCACGAACAAAUAUUAUUUCUCUACAGAGACACAAGUUCCGAGUAAGAAGAAGUCAGGCCAAAAGUGGUCCCGAAUGAUGAGAAGACAACGAUCCAAGAUAUCGAUGAAAAAUUCAAAAUCAUCAUCGAAGCCCGUUGUUUCAUGUGAAUUCCAUGAUGAUACUUCUGAUGACAGCACGUACGAGAGUCUCCAUUCAUUCCAACCAGAUGAAUUUUGCACAGAUUCGGAAACUGAGACGAUCGAUGAGACGAGAGAACGAUGGAACGAUAAUGUCGAAACGGGGCAAAAUCCUAAUAAUCGAUUGGUGAUCCCGUCGUAUAUGGAAGCACCUACGAGGCCAAAUCCUCCUCCGCCACGCGAAAUUAGCUUGACUCGAACGCUUGGCAGAAGAAUAAAAAUGCUUCGAAGAACGUGGAGCAUUACUAAAGGAAGUUUAGGUCGCAUGCGCAGAAGGACUUCGGUCGACGAUGAUCAUUCCUGCGAGGAAAACAAAGAAUUCGCCAACGAUCAUUCCAGUUUAAAUGGUGGAAAAUAUUUCAAUUUCGCGAGGCAUUUCAAAAAGACCGUUAACGGACCUUUCUCAACUUUUUAUUUGAACGAUUAUACCAGUGCGAAUACCGACAGUGAUUCCGCAAUAACGAGAACUUUGAACAAAGAACCAUUAUAUAGCAAUACAAAGGAAAUAGAUCAUUAUAGUAUACUUGGCGAUCAGGAACCUCUCUAUCAAUUUUACGCAGCAGCUGCAGCUAGAAUAGCAUCCGAUUUCAACUCGGACGGUUACGAAGAGGUCGAAGGUAUAAUCCCAUCCAGAUCUACCACGGAUUUGGCAAAACCGGGACAUAGAACAUUGUGGUGUCAAACGCCUCAAGUUCUUAAUAGUGAUCUUUUAAAACGACUAACCACCAAGGAAAAAAAGAUUCAAGAAGCAAAGUUCGAAAUUCUCACUUCAGAAGCAUCCUAUUUGAAUUCUCUUCGUGUUUUAAAAACCGAGUUUCUUGACGAUUCCUCGAUCGAUGAAAUUUUAACUUCGGUUGAAAAAGACAAAAUAUUCGGCGAUAUUCCUAGCGUAUUGCAAGCAUCAGAGCAAUUUUUAGCUGAACUCGAAACUGUAUGGAGACAGGAUCCUAUGUUGCACGAUCUGCCGAAUGUAUUGCUUAAAUAUGCCGAUAGAUGUUUAGAUAUUUAUGUGACAUAUUGUUCGAAUCAAGUUAGUAUCGAUACAACUCUCAGAGAUUUAAGAACACGAAAAGGCUUAAAAUUUUUGGAAACAAUUUCACAAAUAGAAGCUCGUUCAACUUGUCAAAACUUGUCUUUACAUUCAUUUUUAAUGUUACCGAUGCAACGAAUAACGAGACUUCCUUUAUUGGCCGAUGCAAUUCUUUCUAAAUUACCAGUCGAACAUAAUGACAGACCUCAUUGGGAACAAGUCUUAUCGAGUUUGAGUUAUGUUGUUGCCGAAUGCAAUGAGGGCGCUCGUGCCGCGGCAAAAGAGAUUGAAAUGGAAAAUUUAGCAAAAAGAUUGGAAUAUUCCGCGAAAAUUAAACCGAUUGUAUUAAAAGGAAAACAUUUGAUUAAAAGUGGACCUGUUGUACAAUUAUCGAUGAAAGCUGAUACCGAAUAUAAACUCACAUUUGGAAAGAAAUUCAAUAAAACAUCUCUUUAUUUAUUAUUGCUCACAGACUUUCUUCUAGUCGCAAAAUAUAAAUCCAAUACUCAUGACGAAGCAUAUAGCAUUAUAGAUACUUGUAAAAGAAGUUUAAUCGCUUUAGAACCAAUUUCUGAAGAUUCGCCAUUUGCUGGUCGCAAUGCGAUGCAUUUGACUCUUUUGGAAAAUUAUUCCGGGCAUCAAAUUGAAUACAUUUUAACGUGCGAAAGCGAUACAGAAAGACAAAGAUGGUUAGAAGCAGUUUUCCCUUCGAAACGAGGAUUAACGGGAGAAACACUUUAUGAGGUGUGGGAUUGUCCUCAAGUAGUAGCUUUAUAUUGCUAUUCUUCAAAUCAACCAGACGAAUUAUCAUUACAUCCAGGGGAUGUUAUAAACGUAUUUAAAAAAAUGUCAGAUGGAUGGUAUCAUGGUGAAAAAUUAUUAAAUGGUGAACAGGGCUGGUUUCCUGGAAACUAUACGAAAGAAGUUGCUUCAGAACAUGUUCGCGCAAAAAAUCUUAGACAGAGACAUCGAUUUCUUACGUUAAAUGGAAAUAUAUUACAACAAAGAACAAAACAACAAUCAAUCAUUCAUUAAAUGAAGAAUGAUUCAACUAUCAAUAACUAAUUUAUAUGAUUUUUAAUAAACCAACAUAUCAUGAUAUUCUACAUUAAUA
Apis mellifera (honey bee) is the source of this 5112-nucleotide messenger RNA. RefSeq lists its product as uncharacterized. Gene Ontology annotation, biological process: activation of GTPase activity. NCBI's taxonomy places the organism in Eukaryota, Metazoa, Arthropoda, Insecta, Hymenoptera, Apidae. The transcript has 14 exons. Bases 969 to 5033 code for a protein of 1354 amino acids. The record is from RefSeq and is a predicted model, not a curated record. Gene Ontology annotation, molecular function: protein binding; guanyl-nucleotide exchange factor activity.